Messenger RNA from Austrofundulus limnaeus, 3413 nucleotides. RefSeq names its product bromodomain adjacent to zinc finger domain protein 1A. Gene Ontology annotation, cellular component: CHRAC; nuclear chromosome. The record is from RefSeq and is a predicted model, not a curated record. Gene Ontology annotation, biological process: regulation of heterochromatin formation; regulation of DNA-templated transcription; chromatin remodeling. NCBI's taxonomy places the organism in Eukaryota, Metazoa, Chordata, Actinopteri, Cyprinodontiformes, Rivulidae. Gene Ontology annotation, molecular function: DNA binding; protein binding.
GGUUCGUCUUCGGAAGGAGGAAAAGCUGAGGGAGCAGGAACACAGACUGAAGGAGAAAGUCCAAACCAACAGUAAUAUAGCUGCAGACCAUCACCGUGAGAACAAGGAGGAGGAAAACUYUUCAUUCAGACAGAUGAAUGAAGCUAAAGACAAGCAGGAGAACCAACAGCAGACAAACCUGGAGUCCAGACCCUCUGUGGGGCCCCCUCCUAGCCUUAGUCCAGAGGAACUGGAGCAGGAGCAGGAGAAGGUCCGAGAACUGCAGAAGCUAAUCCAGAAGGCAGCGGCUCGCACCAGCCUGCUUCCUCUGGGAAGAGACCGUCUGUACCGCAGAUACUGGAUCCUCCCCUCUGCCUCUGUUCUGUUUGUGGAAGACGACUUCUUUGGCCUGACAGAAGACAUGCUGAAGCCUAGUCCAAAACCUGCUGAGGCCUCUCUAACCAACAUGGAAGAUGUUACGUGUGAUCCAGUCAGAGAAAGUGCUGGCUCAGGCCCUGCUUCUGUCCAAGUGAUCCGUCCCAACCAGUGGUCCUUCUACAGCUCCAUGGAGGAGGUGGAUCAGCUGAUCGAGGCUCUGAACCCUCGAGGUCUUAGAGAAAGCAGCCUCCGGGAGGCACUGCUGCAGGACCGAGACAAACUCCAGCAGAUGCUGCAGAACUGUGACUGGAUGUGCUACAGGAGAGCAGAUGAAGCUGAAGUGUCCCAAAAUGCCCCACGAUGCACUGCUACAGCUGACACUCUGAUGGAGGCGAGACUGAGAGACCUGCUGCUGGACAUGGAAGACCGGAUCCACCAAGGAACUCUAGGAACUCUGAAAGUGAUGAACAGACUGGUGUGGCGCUCUGCGCUGGAAGCAGGAAACUACGAAUUGCUCAGUUCAGAUGAGAACAGUCGAAUAACUGGACCAGUGGAGGCAAUGGAUUUGGAUUGUGGCCAGCAAAGAUCCAGAGACAGGCUACAGCUGAAGGUUGAUGGUUCAAUCACCUUUGGAACCAGUGGGAGUGGGACACCUCAAAUGGUCAGCAGCAGCAUACAAAUCCUGGCUCAGGCCCUCGGUCAUAUUGAGCAAGGCAUUGAGAGACGCUUCCUCAAACCUCCCCUGGGUGAUGAAGACUCAAAGAAAGACCAGAAGUUGAGAAAGAAAAAGAAAGACGACAAGCAGGCCAGUGAUGUAGAUGGUGGCAGUGACAGCAGUCGAGUCGUAAAGACUGUGUUAGAAAGAUGGAGGGAGUCUCUGCAGUCCUGCUCCAGUCUGUCUCAGGUGUUUGUUCACCUGUCCACUCUGGAACGAAGCAUCCUUUGGUCCCGGUCCAUCCUCAAUGCCCGCUGUCGGCUCUGCAGGCGUAAAGGAGAUGCAGACAACAUGCUUCUGUGUGACUGCUGUGACCGAGGACACCACACCCACUGCCUGAGACCCCGUCUCAAGUCUGUUCCAGAUGGAGAAUGGUUUUGUCCGGACUGCCGACCCAAACAGAGAUCUAGCCACAUCUCAUCCAGACAAAGAUCUUCCAUUGAUGAGGAGGAAGAGGAUGAAAAUGAGGAGGAGGAGGAUGAAGAGUCAGAAGAAGAGGAAACGUCAGAAGAGGAAAUAUCAGAAGAGGAGGAGGAAGAAAAAGUUGUGAGCAGCAAGAAGGUCCAGGCGCCACCCUUAAAAAGCAAGAGCCAACAGGCCACGCCCAGAAGUCAACAAGUUCCACCUGCCAACAGUGCAGCUGCCUCAUCUGGGAAAACUUCCUCAGCCACCAAGUCCUCAGGUAAAARAAACACCGCUCUAACGUCCAAGACCAAAGCUCCGUCCAAUUCAGGAAGUCGCAGCAAUUCUCGUCUGAGCCACGAGCUUCUGGCUCCAAGUGGCAAAUCCAGAACCCCUCCUGGUCAGAACAAGAGACUGUUGACAGAUGCUGCUCCUCCAAAGCCAUCUAAGAACAUCCUCCGUGUCCUUCCUUCCUCCUCCUCCUCYUCCUCUCGGCGGUCCUCUGGAAGGAACCAGGGUGUCCACGAGCUUUCAGCCUGUGAGCAGCUGACUGUGGAACUGGUUCGACAUGAAGACAGCUGGCCCUUCAUGAAGCUGGUGUCCAAGACUCAGGUUCCUGAUUACUAUGACAUCAUAAAGCAUCCGAUGGCUCUGAGUACUAUCAGAGAGAAGGUGAACAGCUGUGAAUAUCAGACUGCAGGUGAGUUCAUCUCUGACGUGGAGCUCAUGUUCUCCAACUGUCUUCAGUAUAAUCCUCGCCACACUAACGAGGCCAAAGCUGGACACCGCCUGCAGCAGUUCUUCCACUCCGAGCUCCACCGACUGGGCCUGUCAGAACGAGGCUCCGCCCCUCCCGCCAAACGCCACMGACCCUAAACCCACUAGGGUCCACUCAGGUAACCUCUGAGGAGGCAUCAGACCAUCUGUGCUCCUGACUUGUUGGUUUACAGUUUCUAUGACUCUGGUGUGAGGGAACUCCUGGGGUCAAACAACCCGUUUGAUUCGGUUCCCUCAGGUUCUGAGACCCAGUUGAUCCAGGAAACCUGAACCCACUACAGAAUGUUUCCAGUUGGUGGAGAAGUCAGAGGUUGUUGAUGUUAGCUCAGGGAGAAAAAUCUUUAUUUUUAGUGCAGCUAAGUUGUGUUGAAAAGCACCACAUGUCUGAGAUCUAACCUGGAUACAAAAACUGUUGAGUGUUGAAGAAUUUUCUGAGUUCAGUUUUGAUUUCAAGUUGACUGUUUGUUUGAGGCCAAAGAACAAACAUGUCUACCUGUCCACGUGUUGACAGAUAAAGUCUGGUGGCACUUUCUGGGUUUGUUCAGCAGUUAUGAUCUCCAGUCUGACAAAAUGAUGCUCUGCAGAAACCAGCUUUGUGUGCUGACUCAGCAGUUUUCACUUUUAUUUGACUUGACGCUGUGAACACUGUGUAAUUCCCAUGGUACCAGUUAUUGUGAGAGAACUAGAUAAUUUGUUCAAAAGUAAAUGGAAGUAAUUGCCUAAAUAUUUUGUUAUAAACAUGUUUUCUGCAGAAGAAAUAAUAUUUCAGAUAAAUCUUUGUAGUAAAAAGCAGCAGAAUGUGGUUCCUGAAACCUUGAGUCUCUGUUCAGAUAAUUGAGUUCAAAGUUGAAAAUGAUGGUUCAUAUUGAAGCUGAAAUGAAAAUGACCUGUUUUUCCUCCUGCAGAUUAGAKUUAAGUUAUUUUUAUACUUGUUGAACCCUGGAGCUGCUGCAGCUGUUAGCUCUGGACUACUGUUAGUUUUUGUUGGGUUUUCUGCAUGGAUGUUGGCUGUAGACACUACACUGGACCUGUUGCAGCCCUCCAUCACCCCCACCUCUUUAUUUUCUAUUUAUUUAGUUCAAACCUGUGUGUAUUUAUGACUGUUAGCUGCCUUGACUUCCUGUCGUUCUACAGUUCAAAUAAAAUCAUUUUUAAGCAUUUG